AUGAUUGCCCUACCUUCUUUAACCACUGAUAUUACCGUGAAGGUCAACUCUUCUGCGAAGAAGACUGAACCGGUUCGCCGUCCAAUUGAACCUGUUGGAAAAUAUUUCCUACACCACGCUCAAAGAACAUUGAGAAACCACACCUGGUCUGAAUUUGAAAAGAUUCAAGCUAAGGAGAACGUCAAGACAGUUGAGGAAUCUAACGUCGAUCCAGACGAACUCUUGUUUGAUGAAGAACUUACCGAUGAAACCUUGUUGGAGCAUGAUCCAAGAGACUGGAAAACUGCUGACUUGUAUGCAGCAAUGGGUUUGUCUAAGUUGCGUUACAGAGCCACUGACAAUCAAAUCAUUAAGGCUCACAGAAAACAAGUUUUAAAGCAUCAUCCUGACAAGAAAUCGGCUUCAGGUGCGGGUUUGGAGCAAGAUGGUUUCUUCAAGAUUAUUCAAAAAGCUUACGAAACUCUUACUGACUCCAACAAGAGAGCCCAAUAUGACUCUUGUGAUUUCAAUGCUGACAUUGAACCACCAAAGAAGGGCAGUAAGUAUGACUUUUUCGAAUCUUUCGGACCGGUUUUUGAAUCCGAAGCUCGUUUCUCCAAGAAGCAACCAGUUCCUCAAUUGGGCGCAGCAGAUGCUUCCAAGGAAGAGGUCGAAAAGUUUUACAACUUUUGGCAUAGAUUUGAUUCCUGGAGAACUUUUGAAUUUUUGGAUGAAGAAGUCCCAGAUGACUCUUCUAACAGAGACCACAAGCGUUACAUCGAAAGAAAGAACAAAGCCGCGAGGGAUAAAAAGAAGACUGCCGACAACGCCCGUUUGGUUAAACUUGUUGAAAGAGCUAUGAACGAAGACCCUCGUAUCAAACAAUUCAAAGAAGAUGAGAAGAAGGAGAAGGAGAGAAAGAAGUGGGAAAGAGAAGCGGGUGCUAGAGCUGAAGCUGAGGCCAAGGCUAAGGCUGAGGCUGAAGCUAAAGCAAAGGCUGAGGCAGAUGCUGCUGCUGCUGCUUCUGCCAAGGCUGAUAAGAAAAAGUCGAAGGAAGCUGCAAAGGCCGCGAAGAAGAAGAACAAGAGAGCUAUUCGUGGUGCUCCAAAGGAAGCUGACUACUUUGGUGAUGCUGACAAAGCUACCACUAUUGAUGAACAAGUUGGUCUAAUCAUUGAUUCCUUGAGUGAUGAGCAAUUGGUUGACGUUGCAAACAAGAUCAAGGCAGAUGCUGGAUCGGCUAAGGAAGUCUUGUCAUCUGCCGCUAAGGAGUUGGCUGAGGCCAAGAAGCUACCUGUGAGCGUCAUCUCAUACUUUGCUUAA
Molecule: messenger RNA, 1302 nt
Organism: Lachancea fermentati
Lineage: Eukaryota; Fungi; Ascomycota; Saccharomycetes; Saccharomycetales; Saccharomycetaceae
Source: the annotation of a GenBank genome assembly